GACAGGAUGGCCGCGCUUUCACGUGACUCUUGUUGUUGAUUGUAAUCGUUUUUUUUGUUCCUCGGCCACUGUGCCGUUUGUCUUUUGUUAUCAUGGGUCAUUUAAGAGCAGUUAAAUGAUCAGGAAGAUGGUCGUCUUAUCGAGUGAAAAUGAUGAGCCUAGGUCCAGGUGCAGCCCGACCGUGAAAGAUCUUACGGAGCUGUCUGUUCUCACUGAGGAAUCUGCCCUGAAGCACCUGAGUGAGCGAUAUGAGGAGGAGUGUGUGUACACAUGGGCUGGGCCAACUCUAGUGUCCUUGAACCCUUGCAAGCAAGUUCCUCGUCUAUACAAGAAGGAAUUCAUGGAAGUAAUUUGUACAUCAGAUCCACAUGUUUGGUCUAUGGCCAAACUUGCUUUCACCCAUGUGGGGAUGGAAACAAAAGACCAGGCUAUUGUCAUCAGUGGGGAGAGUGGUGCUGGCAAGAUGAUGGCUGGUUUGGCAAUGGAAGAGCUAGAAAGAUUUGGGCUUGAACCACAGCAGGUGCACCGCAUUCUCCCUUGUACCAUUCGACCAUCAGAUGCAACUGCUUUCCACAACACCUGUUCUGCCCUUCACAAAAUGGGCAUGACACCUGAGACACUCUGCUGCUUGUUGAAAAUCCUGGCUGGGAUUCUUCAUCUUGGAGACAUACACUUCAAGAAGGACGGAGUAUCAGUCAGCAUUGAUAAGGGUGGCAUUCUGGAUAUAUAUGGCUUUGAAUGGCUGGAGAGGAACAGCUUGGAGCAACUAUGCAUCAAUUAUGCUAAUGAGAGGCUUCAGCAUCUAUUUGCCACUGGAUUCCUAGAAGAAACUAGGAAGAUUCUGUCACAAGAAGGGAUAGGACAGUUGACGGAUGAGUCCUUCACAACAGAAAAGUCUUUGUCUUGUUUGGACAUCCUGCAUGGACCCAAAUCUGUGAUGGGGAUACUUAAUGAGGAAUGUCAGUUGAAACGUGAUCUUCAUGCAAGUGAGGAACGGUUGCCUGAGCGACUCAAAAUAUCGCUCUGCCCCCAUGCCUGUGUCCACGUAUCCUGUGUCACCAAGAAGAAAGGGACAUUCAUAAUCAAGCACUAUGCUGGGAAUGUAGAGUACUCUCUUGAGGGGAUGCUGGAGAAAAAUAAGGAUGAGGUGCCUGAUGAGCUCCUCUCACUGCUGAUGGAAUCACAAAAUCCACUUCUCCAAGAAAUGGCCAAAAUGCAUGGAAACAGAUUGUCAAGUGAUACUAGUCCUAGACGAACACAGCGAAAAAUCACCAUCCUAGCCAAGUUCAAGAUGUCCCUUGACAAUCUCCUGGGAAUUUUGUCUUCUUCCCACGUCCAUUACAUUCGUUGCAUCCGACCCAACAACGAAGGACUUCCUAAUCAUUUCUCAAAUGAGGAUGUUCAUCGUCAGCUGGCUGCUUGUGGCAUUUAUGAGACUAUCCAAAUCUCCCAGGCUGGUUUUCGAGUCAGAGUUGGUUAUGGAGAAUUCCUGGAUCGCUUUGGAGUGCUGGCCAGAGGAAGUUUCCGAUCAAAUUUUAGAGAAGUUCAUGUGGGAAACACUAUGAGCCCUGCAGAAGUGGUUCAGAAAAUCUUGAAAAGAUCCCUUGGAACUGAACGUGUGAAUCAAGAAUGUAGGUUUGGUCACACCCGCCUCUUUGGCACUGAGAAUGUUUUUGAGGAUUUAGAGACAACCCUAAGGACUCAUCAAGACGUGGCAGAGGUGAGGAAGAUUCAUGUGAAGCGGAGUUGCUUGCCCCAUGCAUACAACUAUCCCAGGGUGGAAAAGAGAUCUCAAGGACUCCUUGAUCUCCUUCGUCCAUCCUCAUGUCAGCCUCCUGUAUUCUGAUCAUAGAAAUGGAUAGCUUUGUGAUUGUGAUAUCUGUUCUUUCAUGAAGAAUCCAAAUCAGAUGACAGGCAGUGAGAAAUUUUUUAUAGGAUGUGACAUCAAAACCUACAGGGAUAAUCAAAUAGGGAAGGCAAAUGCCUCAUUGCUACAAAUUUUUUGUUGCUCACCACCAUUGCCCAUGCAAAUGGAGAAUGGAUAAUACAAAUGAAGAUGCAAGUUUGCCAGCUUAUUGCUCACAUUGGUGCUAAUGUGGUUUUGGCUUGUUCAGCUUCAAU
Darwinula stevensoni is the source of this 2121-nucleotide messenger RNA. The record is from the annotation of a GenBank genome assembly. NCBI's taxonomy places the organism in Eukaryota, Metazoa, Arthropoda, Ostracoda, Podocopida, Darwinulidae.